AUGUACAGGGCGAGGACGCUUACCGGCGUGAAGAGGGAAGCUGACUCUCAUUGUGAUGAUUGCUGGGUUGUUGACGAGUGCGACUAUGUGCUAGAGACUGAGCGGCACCUGGCCGCAUCCUGGCUUUAUAUGCGCGGUGAGGCCGGUUCUCGUAAACCGCUCGAAGACGUCGAUUCCCCGUUCAUCGGGAUUUGCACCAACUUGGAGGCCGCGAAUCCAUUCGGCACCGCAGUCCUGAGGCAGUUCCGCCCUCAAAGUGAUGCUUGGAUCCUCCCACGAGACUGGAGUAGCCGGCACAUUGUCGCAGGAGUGAACAACGGCACGGCGUAG
Molecule: messenger RNA, 330 nt
Organism: Fibroporia radiculosa
Lineage: Eukaryota; Fungi; Basidiomycota; Agaricomycetes; Polyporales; Fibroporiaceae
Exons: 1
Coding region: 1-330 (109 amino acids)
Source: RefSeq, a predicted model, not a curated record